Lytechinus pictus (painted urchin) is the source of this 3825-nucleotide messenger RNA. RefSeq lists its product as uncharacterized. The record is from RefSeq and is a predicted model, not a curated record. The coding region runs from base 133 to 1719 and encodes 528 amino acids. Gene Ontology annotation, molecular function: calcium ion binding. Lineage: Eukaryota; Metazoa; Echinodermata; Echinoidea; Temnopleuroida; Toxopneustidae. The transcript has 13 exons. Gene Ontology annotation, biological process: lipid metabolic process.
AGAUAGAUAUUGCGGGAACGGUGCUGGGCGUUUCUGAAAGUCAUAUUUAAUCUGCCAAGGAUAUGGAAGGGGAUCAGGUUCUCUAAAUAUGCAACCUCUUUGAAUAAAUAACAUCGUUUACGUCACGUUAUCAUGGGGGCUUCAUCAUCAAAAGACAAUUCGGAUGCAUAUCACAUUAUACAUGAGGAUGAUAUCGAUUUUAGCUUCGAUAAAGAUGAAGAGGAUGUUGCCACCACAAGCCAGCCAAAAAAGUCUGCGAACGUUUUCCAAAAACAUGAAGAAGAUGUUCUCUCGAAUAUCGAAGACGAGCUGAAAGACUUUGAUUUCCCCUUUGAAAAUCUUAUUCUGGAAGGAGGCGGCGCACAGGGAAAUGCUUAUAUUGGUGCUAUUUUGGAGAUGGAGAGGCUGGGGUAUCUGAGCAAGCUUCGUCGUUUCGGUGGUGCUAGCAUCGGUGCAUUCACGGCUUGUUGCUUGGCAAUGGGACAUGGUUCCGAGAAAUUCCUUUCUAUACUCAAAGGUCCUCAGAUUAAUGAUCUUCUAGAUGCUUCACUUGGUGGUUGUAGCAUGGUACCAAAUUUCUUAAGACAUCUUGGCUGGCAUCCUGGCCGCGCUAUCUAUCAGUUCAUAGGAGAUGCCAUAGCAGAGAAACUAGACGACCCGGACGCAACAUUCAAGGAUCUGUAUGAUAAGACGGGUCGAGAACUAUGUGUGGUAGUUACGAACCUGAGUACGAUGAUGGAAGAAUAUUGCCAUGUGAAAACGACCCCCAAUAUGCCAUUGAGGGCGGCUAUUAGGAUGUCAACUUCCAUUCCAGGUGUUUUCUUUCCAGUCAAGCGACGUUACAUGGACAGAACGGACUUGUACAUUGACGGGGGUGUUCUCUGCAAUUAUCCUGUUCAUUGUUAUGAUGGAUGGUGGUUGUCGAUGAAGCCCGAAGAUUCUUUCUUGAGGAGAAUGCGCCCUCUGGAGGACGGAGCUAAACUACUCACAAAGAAGGAAAGGUUUGGGAUGUUUAACGACAAGACCUUUGGGAUGAUCAUUUAUAGCGAUUAUGAUUCUCACGUGUUGGCGACGAACACCGACUUAGAAGCGCCGAUGGCCCCCAUACCUGACACCAAACUAGCAAGAGCGCAUGAAAAGAUGAAGAAGAAACGAGACAGGGACAUGGAGCAACACGCCAAGGUCACAGAAGCAAUGACACACUUCUUAACCGUUCUCAAUGUAUACAAUCUGGAUGGCAACGCAACCAUAAGUCGCGAAGAGUUUAGCAGAGUCUUCAAAGAUACGAAUGAGUUCACCAAUGAAGAUAUUGAAAUCCUUUUCGGCAAGGGUUUAACAUCUGAUAAGAUCUUCGAGUCGCUUGAUGUUAACAGAGAUGAGCAGAUUGACUUCCAUGAGCUGAUGGUAUUAGCUGAAAGAGAAGGGGUUGGUCUUCAAACACAACAUAUUGGAUCCGGAAGGCAAGACAUCUUCAAGCCGGCAGAGUUUAUCACUGGUAUCUUCACUAUGUUACUCCUGAAUGUCAAACGAGCUUUCCUAGAGGGUAGUGAUAUUGAACGAACAGUCCUGAUCAACACAGUCUACUUUAAAUCGUUCCACUUCAAUCCAGAACAAGAGGAUGUGGAUUUUCUGGUAGAGCAAGGGAGACGUGGAUUCCUGCAGUUUCUCAAGUACCAAGCUGACAAAAUGUCAUCGGGAAAGCAAACGUGUUCAUCGUAGAGGGCGACAGACAUCGUUCACAUCUGAGUUUAAUGUGUUUUUUUAAAUAAUGAUUUCAAUAUUCCAUGGUGUAAACAAAUUAUUCGGAAUAUCGAAAAAUUCAAGCUGGUGAGGAAGCAGUUAAAUGGAUAUUUUGUUCGGUAUAGGCGUAUAUUUUCACAUUAUUAUUGUUUUAUUUCGCAUGUAUAUCCUAUUUUAAUUGUUUAUUUUCAUGAUGCUGUCAUAGAUAAAUUAUGUAUAAUCUUUUUUGUCGGAUACAAGAGAGAGAGAGAGAGGGGGGGGGGGGGGGAGAGAGCCGUGGAAAGAGAGACAAAAAGAUAGGAACUUGAAACUGAAAUAUCAUAUACUACAUGAUCCAAACUUUGUAUGAGCAGUUCAACAUGUUCAGGGGAGCAUUUCAUCAACUUUUUUUGUAUGAGACAAGUUGUCAAAUAUGACAAAUUUCGUUUAUUCUUAUUGGCUAAGAAGCAUUGUUACUAUGGUAACUGCACGUCGGAUAUUGCUGUCGGAUAAAGCGUCCGACAAGUCCUUUCAUGAAAAUGCUCCCCAGAAAGCCAACUGAUAAUUAUAUUUACGUUUUUUAUUGAUGGCGUUAUAGGGCUAGUGGGGCGAUGGGUUUUUUUAUGUAAAAAAAAAAUAUAUAAAAAGAUUUAAUGAUAUUCUUUAUAUGAUUUAAACUUAUAGUUAUAUUCAUUGUCAUCGUCCUUAUUUGUAUUGUAAAAUCAUGAAAUCAAUUCAGAAAAGCAAGCGUGUUUCUCCACUUCCCCCCAAAUGUUCUUCUAUGAUACUGAAAAAUCAGCCAGGCUGGAGGGUAUCUUCAUUUCGAAUAAAUCAAGAAAAACUAAAUAUUUGUUAGUGUAUGAUGGUGUGUUAUACGUUGUGUGUGUGUAUGUCCAAUGGUGAUUUCAGUACUUUCUUUCGCGCUAAAUAAUCAAUGAAUAUUAAAUGAUGAAUACCAUAUACCACAAGAAAUUAGGCUCACCUUUCGCUCUUAAAGUCGUUCUUAACUUACGAACAUCUUUAUAAAACGCAAACGGCCCCAGUUUUCUGGGUAUAAAGUUUUACAGCCUUCUUCCAUAUACAUAAUUUACAUACUGUAUUUUAUAUUCAUUGUUUUUUUUUACUAUAUUCAUUAUAUUAUUGAUUUGUAUAUUCUAUAUGAAAAUGGAUGAGAUGUCAGACGGAAAAAAAUCCAUGUUUGACCCAAUUUAGCCAAGACAUGAAUUUGGUCGUUCUUAUAUAUUGUACUUUGUUGUUCUUACAUUGACUAUGUUGACAUAUUUUUUUUUAUCGCAAAUUAUAUUAUGGAUCAUCACGUAACUGGUAUUGUAGCAAGUUUGAAGAACAUUGCAACUUUUUGUGCAGUGACCGAAAAUAUACUCUUUAUGUAAACAAAUAUAUUCAACAGAUAAAGAAAAUUGAACAUGUUUUAUUAUAAUUAUGGAGGCCAUGACGAGAUUUGAAUAAUCUGUUCAGUAGGUGUGUGCUCACUAUUAUUUUCAUGAUUAGUGUGCGCCUACCCAUCACACACUUAAAAAAAACCGGUAAUUUUGCGCCCUUCGAAUGUAUAAGGGGGGGGGGGUGGUCCUUUACGGGGUGCAACUUUGCACCAUAUAACAAGAUUUUUGCACUAUCAUGAUUCCACUGAGUUAACUACAUUUCAUACUAUACCCUAAAAGGUGUGCAUGGUUGUAAAAGGUGUGCCCUUUUCACUUAUUACACCCUACCAGGUUGCAAAUCUACGGCCGAAGUGACAAUGCCCUACUUGAACCGUGUGUUUAUUCUUUUGAUUUAUUAUUCAAAUAUGAACCAUGAUUGUCAAGAUUUUAAGAUCUUAAGGUUAUUAUUGGUAUCCAUACCUUGUAUUCUAUACUAUAAUAACGCUGUUUUAAUAAUAAUAAUAACGGUAUAUUUACCCAGGGUAUAAUUAUCCACUUCAAUUUUGAAAACUGUUCUCUCAGUGGGCCCUGCUAUUAUAACAAUAUACUGUCUGGCGCAGAGGCGUCGAUCCUGGGGGGGGGGGGGCAGGGGGGGGCGAUCGCCCCACCAAUGAAAAUAUUGGGGGGCAAACAUAUCAUUUUGCCCUCCCAAUAAUUCCGGAUAUAC